Molecule: messenger RNA, 5836 nt
Organism: Gigantopelta aegis
Lineage: Eukaryota; Metazoa; Mollusca; Gastropoda; Neomphalida; Peltospiridae
Product: protein PRRC1-A-like
Exons: 11
Coding region: 53-1192 (379 amino acids)
Biological process (GO): activation of protein kinase A activity
Cellular component (GO): cytoplasm
Molecular function (GO): protein kinase A regulatory subunit binding
Source: RefSeq, a predicted model, not a curated record
CCGUGAUGUCAUAAGUUGCCAUUUUGUUGACAAGCAGAAGUAACAGGCCAUUAUGAUGUCGGAGUCUUCAGAUGAGCAGCCUGAAAUUGUCACACUAGAGGAAGCUCAGCUGGCUGAGAAGGAAGCAUCCGAGUUAUCAGGUUCAUUAGCAGCUAUCUCCACCCCAGUAGCUUCUCCAGCAGUUGGUAGUGUGCCAGCUCCGUCACCUCUUCCAACCUUCAUGACGAAAACACCAGAAACAGCAACUGCCGCCCAGAUGGCAGUCACUCAGCAGCAAACACCUAUUACAAGUCCAACAGUUGCACAAAUGUCUUCUAGAACUCCUGUAUCAUCCAGUGUAACCCCAAGUAGAGGUUCAGGGGGAGUUGUCUCCCUUGAACAAAUCACUACCAGUGCUCCAGGUCCUAUACAAACUCCAUAUGAAGCAAGUUCGUCCAUACCAAUCACCCAGGAGCAGAUAACUCCUCCACCAGAGUCACCGGCUGCAAAAUCCGGACUUUUUAGCUGGAUCUCUGGAAACAGUUUUAUGAAUAAAGUUGUGGAAAAAACAAAGAGUUCUGUAGAGUCUGUUAUUACCACAUUAGACCCUGGGAUGAAGGAAAUUAUUCGCUCUGGCGGAGAUAUUGAAAUCGUUGUCACCUCCACCAAGGAGUCGAAGCUGGGUGCUGUCCGAGAGGCCUUCCAGCAGGUGUUCGGUCGAGCCACGGUCUCGGGCAAAGAAAGUCAGGCAACGACAGCUGCGCAGCCAGUGGGUUUUACAGCCGGAUUAAAGGGUGCCGAGGAGAGAAUCCAGAACUUGCGACAGUCAGGACAGGUAGAAGCCGACACGCCAGUGGUGUCCAUAGAGGGAUUCAUUGUCGAGAUGCUGACAGACAGGUGGUAUGAAAUGAGCUGUAUAGUCCUACAGGAUCCUGGCCACAGGAUAGAACUGCAGACCUUCUCCCAGCCGACACCCAUACCGACAGAAUACAUUCUCAUGGCACAAGACAAGACUCCCUCCACCUAUCCUCUCAGAUGGUCUGGUCUGGCUGCGACCAUAGGGCAGGUGAUAGAGGAGGCCCAGCCACACAUCGGCCACACGGACUGGCAUAGCGUUAUGGUUGGGGUGAAUCGACGUGAGUCCCUCAUGCUGGCUGCCCGCGUCCUCGCCUACAUGUACCAACAGAGACUACCCACGUCAUUCAUCUCCUGAUGUCUGCCUGCCAGUGUAGCCCGGUUCAUCAGAGUGACUGUGUAUUAACCUCGACGUGUGUCGUCGAUCUUUGCCCAUCUAAUAGUGCUGGCGAAACAUCUCACGUCUGGUUUCUGCUUAUUACUGGCUGGCUGAAAAAACCCCACAUCUGUUUUUGUUUACCAGCUGGAUAAACAUCUGUUGUUUGUCCUUGCCAGUUGGGUAAACAUUUUGUUUAACCUUACUGUCUAUGUAAACAUCUCCAUCUUGUUUCUCCUUACUGGCUAGUUGAAAAACAUCCAUCUGGUUUUGUUUUACCAGCUGGGUAAACAUCUCAGUUGUUUGACCUUGCCAAUUGGGUAAACAUUCUGUUUAACCUUACUGUCUAUGUAAACAUCUCCAUCUUGUUUCUCCUUACUGGCUAGUUGAAAAACAUCCAUCUGGUUUUGUUUUACCAGCUGGGUAAACAUCUCAGUUGUUUGACCUUGCCAGUUUGGUAAAUGUUUUGUUUGAGUAAACAUUCUGUUUAUCCUUACCAUCUAGGUAAACAUCUAUGUCUUGUUUCGCCAUACUGGUUGGCUGAUAAAAACAUCUGUCUUGUUUUACCAGCUGGGUAAACAUCUUGGUUGUUUGACCUUGCCAGUUCAGUAAAUGUUUUGUUUGAGUAAACAUUCUGUUUAUCCUUACCAUCUAGGUAAACAUCUACAUCUUUGUUUCUCCUUACUGGCUGGCUGAUAAAAACAUCUGUCUUGUUUUACCAGCUGGGUAAACAUCUCAGUUGUUUGACCUUGCUAAUUCGGUAAAUAUUCUGUUUGAGUAAACAUUUUGUUUAUCCUUACCAUCUAGAUAAACAUCUUAGUUCGUUUUUCUAUUCUGGUUGGGUAAACACUGUAUUUCCUUAUUGGCUUGGUAAACAUUAUGUUUAGACUUUCUAAUUGGGUAAAAUUAUCUGUUUCACCUUACCAGCUGCAUAAACAUUCUGUUUAACCUUACAGUUAUACUGAUUAGGUAAACAUUCUGUUUAACCUUACAGUUAUACUGAUUAGGUAAACAUUCUGUUUCACCUUACCAGCUGCAUAAACAUUCUGUUUAAUCUUACAGUUAUACUGAUUAGGUAAACAUUCUGUUUAACCUUACUGCCUGGAUAAACAUUCUGUUUUUCCUUACUGGUUGGGUAAACAUGCUGUUUAAGCUUACUGGUUGGGUAAACAUUUUGUGUUAUUUUAUAAGCUGAUUAGACAUCUCAUUUGUUUCACUUUGCCAGUUUGGUAAAAAUUAUGUUUAUUCUUUCCAUCUGGGUAAAUAUCUAAGUUAGUUUUCCUUACUAGCUGGGUAAACUUCUCACUUUAUUUCUCCUCACUGGCCGAGUAAACAUUCUGUUUCUCCUCAUUGGCUGAGUAAACAUUGUUCUCUUUACUGGCUGAGUAAAUGUUGUUUCUCCUCACUGGCUGAGUAAACUUAGUUUUUCCGCAUUGGCUGAGUAAACAUUGUUUCUCUUUACUGGCUGAGUAAACAUUCUGUUUCUUCUUACUGGCUGAGUAAACAUUGUUUCUCUUUACUGGCUGAGUAAACAUUGUUUCUCUUUACUCGCUGAGUAAACAUUCUGUUUCUUCUUACUGGCUGAGUAAACAUUGUUUCUCUUUACUGGCUGAGUAAACAUUGUGUCUCUUUACUGGCUGAGUAAACAUUCUGUUUCUUCUUACUGGCUGAGUAAACAUUCUGUUUCUUCUUACUGGCUGAGUACACAUUGUUUCUCUUUACUCACUGAGUAAACAUUCUGUUUCUUCUUACUGGCUGAGUAAACAUUGUUUCUCUUUACUGGCUAAGUAAACAUUGUGUCUCUUUACUGGCUGAGUAAACAUUGUGUCUCUUUACUGGCUGAGUAAACAUUCUGUUUCUUCUUACUGGCUGAGUAAACAUUGUUUCUCUUUACUGGCUGAGUAAACAUUGUGUCUCUUUACUGGCUGAGUAAACAUUCUGUUUCUUCUUACUGUAUGGAUAAACAUUCUAUUUCACCUUAUUGGCUGGGUAAACAUUCUACUUUGCCUUAUUGGCUUGGUAAACAUUCUGUUUCUUCUUACUGUAUGGAUAAACAUUCUAUUUCACCUUAUUGGCUUGGUAAACAUUCUAUUUCACCUUAUUGGCUGGGUAAUCAUUCUACUUCACCUUAUUGGCUUGGUAAACAUUCUAUUUCGCCUUAUUGGCUUGGUAAACAUUCUAUUUCACCUUAUUGGCUGGGUAAACAUUCUGUUUUGCCACACUAGCUAGACAAAUGCUUGAAUUGUUUUGCCUUGUCAGCUUAGUCAACAUCUCAGUAUUUGGUUGGGUAAACAUUCUGCUUCAAAUUACCAGCUAGGUAAACAUGUUUCACCUCACCUGGGUAAACCUGCAUUUCUUCUUACCAGCUGAGUAAACAUCUGGGUUCUAUUUCUCGUUACAGUUGGGUAAACAUCAUCGGUUGAUUAUACAUGUAGAUCCUUCCUGUCUGGGUGAACAUGUGAAUUACAUUUUUAUUUACUAGCUGGAUAAAUAUCUCGGUUCUAUUUGUUUUUUGACUGACUGGGUUAACCUUCUCUCUUUUUUCUCUGCUUAUUUUGUGGAUAAACAUCUGGGGUUUUCUUUACUGUCUGGCUUCUGAGAUUCAGUGGGUUUUGGAAGCAUUGUAAUUGCCUUCAUUUGUGGUUUAAAAAAAACACCUCGAGUUUUAAAAAUGGAAUUGUGUUAAGAUUGCAAGUAUUGAAGCUGAAGUUCAAUUUUCAUAACAUUUUAUGUGUAUAUAACAUACCUGUACUUUGUCCAAGUUCUCAUAAAAUGUCCCCACUAAUAACUACAGAUUAAAAUGUGUUUGUUUUAAACAAGUCAUUUUAUUCCUGUUUGUUACAAUGAACAUUAAAGGGACAGACCCCUAGUUUUGAAAGGGACAGACCCCUAGUUUUUAAAGGGACAGACCCUAGUUUCAACCUGUGAAAAUUAACACUAAGUUCAGUUAAUGGCGAAAUACCGUCUAAAAAUAGACUAAAACUCAACUCCAUAACUGUUACUUCUCAGAUGCAUGUGCAUUUUUAAAAAUUGAUAAUCAAAACCAUAAAAUCUUAAGUAAAGUAUGAUUUCAGUUAUCAAAAAUGGCUAUAAUAGUAAAAAAUAUGCCUUAGUGUUUAAAAACUAGGGUAUAUCCCUUUAAGAACAUAACCAGCAGAUAGUGCAUUUCUGUGAAAUUUGGUACAGAUUUUGAUCUGUGCAAAUGUGGACAAUGAUUUCCUUACAUAUGCUCACAAAUAGAUGAGUCAUUUGAUUAAAUUGAUUAUUAAUGCAUGUUAUUAUUAACCAGGGUUUUGAGAUGCAUGUGGAACAUAUGUAUUUUCAAAUUUUACAUAAAUUGUGGUUGCCUCCAGUCUUUGCAAAGGGUUGAAAUAAGAAUAAUUUGCACGACCUUUUUCCCACCCAAUUAUUAUUUUGGUGUUGUUAACAAUGAUCAUGCUAAUAUAGUUUCAAAAAAUAAUUUAAAGUCAUUUUAUAUAAUUGUUCUCGACCAAAAAAGCCCCAAAACAAUUAUCCUCUUUACUAAUUACAUAAAAACUAGCAGGAAAGGUGGUUAUUAAUAUUAAUGAUACUGACCUACUUAGCAUUUUAUAAACUAAAAAACCCACCUACACAUGUGAAUUUUAUUUUUGAAGUUGUCAUAUAUUUAUUGAGAAUUCUAUUAAUGUUUAAUUGUACACUUAACAAUAUCCGUGUUUGUAAUAGAUUUCCGUCUUGGGAUUAACCACUGAAAAAGGAAUUGAGCUUUUAUUCACUAUAAAACAUUGACAACAUGACAACUUGCUGAAUAUGAACAUGCAAAAUACCAAGUGCACCAAAUCACAGGAUGUGCCAUUAAAUACAUCAGAUACAACUGUAUACAUAAUACAUAUUCUUGAACCUUUAUUGCAGUAUUCGGGCGAGACAUACAAAUGUAGCCCAGUGGUAAAUUGCUCACCUGAUGCGCGGUCAGUUUAGGAUCAAUCCCUGUCAGUGAACCCAUUGGGCUAUUUCUCAUUCCAACCAGUGCACCACGACUGGUAUAUCAAAGGCCAUGGUAUGUGCUAUCCUGUCUUUGGGAAGGCACAGGAGUUAUUGGUUUAUUAUUAAUGUGAGAGAAGUCAGUGUAUUGACAUUUAUCUCCCCAUUGAGCUGUUUUAAACUCAUUGUAGGUGGGAGCUGGUACUAAGAUUUGAGCCCAGUACCUAUCAGCCUUAAGACCAAUGGCUCAAUGACUACACCACCUUGGCCAAUUUUUUAUUUAUUUAUUUUAUUAUUAUUAUUAUUUUCCUUUUCUUUUCUUUUUUUGACUGGCAUGAAGGUUAGUUCUUAGAUUAUUGCAUAAUAGUGCUGUGAUUAAUGUAUCUAUGUACAUUAUGUAAAUAGGACUUGUUGGUAUUCCUGUAAUAUAUUAUUUAGUUCUUGGCUUUAAAAUCAGCGCUUGUACAGAAGUACCAACUACAUGUAUUAACAUAAUGAUUAAUUUGCACAUUGUAUUCAGUAUGACAGUCAGUAUUAAAGAGACUUUAAAAAAGAAGUAAACUCCAAUAUUAGUUAUAUUUCAUUUCAUUUCAACUUAUUUCCGUGCUUAUAUCCAACUAAGGUUCAAGCACGCUGUCCUGGGCACACACCUCAGCUAUCUGGGCU